AUGGGUUCUCUUGAUUGGGACAAGAUUGUCAAUGACGCCUCCGUCUUAAGAAUUCAGUGGAAAUUUAACCCCCCAACAGCUGCUUGGUGGGGCGGAUUUUUUGAGAGCAUGAUUAAGAUGGUGAAGAAGCUUUUAAGAAGAGUUUUAGGAAAGGCAUCGCUUCAUUACGAAGAAAUGUUCACUAUUCUUUGUGACGUAGAAGCCAACAUCAAUUCUAGACCUCUGAAUUAUCUAUCGGAAGAUCCGAAUGAUUUAAUUCCACUGACUCCCUCAAUGUUCAUUCAAGAGACUAUAAAGGUAGGAGUUCCCGAUUUGGAUACUUUGGAUAAAAACAUAAGAACUGUUUAUCAUGAAAAAGAUAUUCAAUAUAUUAAAGGACAAGAAAUGACAAGCUCUCAAAAAAUAAACAGCUCAAUGGAUAACAAGCAGUCAGGAAAUGGGCGCGAAAACGCCUGA
Molecule: messenger RNA, 456 nt
Organism: Argiope bruennichi
Lineage: Eukaryota; Metazoa; Arthropoda; Arachnida; Araneae; Araneidae
Exons: 2
Coding region: 1-456 (151 amino acids)
Molecular function (GO): nucleic acid binding
Source: RefSeq, a predicted model, not a curated record